Messenger RNA from Mycena citricolor, 2928 nucleotides. The record is from the annotation of a GenBank genome assembly. Lineage: Eukaryota; Fungi; Basidiomycota; Agaricomycetes; Agaricales; Mycenaceae.
AUGCUGGGCUCUCCUGCUGGACUUUCCCUACUCGCUGUGCUUCUCGCCGGCAACGUCGCUGCGGCCAACGACUGGGAUGUCGCGUGCAACGGUACCUGCACGUGCGACCUUCCCGACGGGGGUGCAAGCAUUUACCUGUCGGGGGCGAGCAACGCCGUAUCUGACCUGACCACCGCCGGUGGAUGGACGACCCUCAGCUGCAAGUCAACUACCAACACCCAAACCAUCCGCACCGUCUGCCAGUCUGAAGCCUGCGAGCACAUCUUUGAAGGUCAAGGCGCGGUCGAUACGGUUGUGCGGCUGCCUGAGACGUGUGGAACGGCGCCCUUCGCUCGCAUCGUCAAUGCGACUGUGGACCCGGACCAGAGCAUCCCUGCAGGCGCCAACGUUUCGUCGAGCCAGGCCGGAUCCACGAUCGGCACUGUCUAUUUGAUUGGCAUAGACGUCGAUUUCGCUGCCGUGAAUCCCCAGGUAACUGGACCCGUGUCUUUCCAAAUGUCGACCAACUCCUCCGACGGUCCGGUGACGAGAAGGGCUAUUACCCUCACCCCCGGUUCGACUGUCACUCUACCGGCCAUUAUCGUCGACGAGACAUUCCCGCUUUCUUCGGAGUCGAUUGCGUGCGAUGGAUUCAACGCCUCUGUGUCGACUCAGUUUGGCAUCCACGUGAACGCGUCGGUGACGUUGGGACUCAACAUCGGUGGGACAGUCAUCCCCUCCAACGUUAGCCAGUUCUCGGUCUCUGCGGGACUCGACGGCAGUAUCAUCGGCACGCUGGGUGUCCAAACUACGGCUUCGGGGACAUUUUCGACCGGAAAGAUCGCCCUCUUCACUGUUCCGAUCGCCGGAUACGACAUCCCGGGUAUCUUCUCUCUUGGCCCGUCUUUUACCAUCUACGGACAAGCGGACUUGCAGCUCGGUUCCGAGCUCGACGUUGAGCUCGACCUGGCGUACAACAUUAGCGGAGCACACACCUCCGUCCCCACCCAGAAAAUUGCCCCCGGUGUCACGCCGGCUAAUAGCAACUUCAAACUCUCGGUCGUGCCAGGCCUGGAGGCCAACGCGACCGUCACCGCUAGCCUGAUCCCAGAGCUGGAUAUUGGUUUUGAUGUCUUUUCUGGCCUUGCUUCAGCCGGGGUCUACCUCAAUCUCGAAGCCGAUGCCAUUAUUGGCCUGUCAAACUUCGAUGCCUCCUCGGGCUCUCAGGUGACGGGCAACAACACAUCUGGCCAGGUCAGCGGCUGCAUCGAUAUUGACUCGGGCUUCUCCGUCAAUGUCGGCGCCGACGGAUCUCUCUUCAACUUCAUUUCCGGAGGCGUCAACUACGCCCUCUACAACCAGACCUGGGACCUGUACGACCAGUGCUUCUCCAGCGCUGCCAGCUCAGUCCGUCGCCGGGAUGCGAUCAUCGAGGCCGCCCCGACAAAGAGCUUGGAGCGCCGUGACUCCUUGUUUUGUCCCGAAAACCUCCUCGCCCUGGAACGCAUCAUCAGCCAGGUGCUCAAAGCGGUCGGUGGUGGAAAGUCCGGCGAAACUACCUCGCAGCCGGAUAACAUCUCCGUUGAUGCUGGGUCGCUGAAGCGUUUGGUAGCCUCCGCUCGUGCGCAUGUAAGCGAGAGUUCCACUGUAUCAAGCUUCACUCCUUUGACAAGGACCCCCUCAGAACGUCUCUCCUCUCCUUGCUAUCGGUGGCUGGGCAUCCUCGCGCUACUUUUCCUCCGCCGUAUAGUCAACGCACAACCGCGCUGCAUUCGCAGACGCGAUCCUGGGCCUGGUCAAGACGCACGAUCUGGAUGGGAUCGAUUUCGAUCUGGCUCAGAAGGCAUCGGGAGCAACUUCGUGUCGCCGUCCGACUCCGACAGCUUUCUUCUCCUCCUGCAAGAGCUGCGUGCCAAGUCCGACAGCCUGCAGCUUACCGCCGCGGUUGGAAUGACGCCAUUCUCCGGGUCCGAUGGCGCGCCGAUGAGGGAUGUGUUAGAGUUCGCGAAGGUGCUAGAUCGAAUCGAACUGAUGGUGUACGAUGUGUGGGGAUCGACAACGCAUUAUGGUUCUGUCACAUCGGCUGUGCAGGAAUGGACUGGUGCGCAGUUCCCCGCCGACAAGAUAGUCCUCGGCCUCGCAGCUUACGGCCACAGCUUCAGAGUCACGCCGUCGAAUGCGCUCGUGCACAGCCAUCUCGACACCUCUGCCGCUGUCUCUGGAACCACGCCUCCGGGGCCCAACGACACAGACACGAACCCGACCGCUGUCAGUGGAACCUACACCUUUGCGGAGCUCGUCUAGACGGGGUUUCUUGACGAUGAGGGGCACGCGCUGGUGAACUAAGCGAUCGACGCGUGCAGUCGGACGCCGUUUGCGUAGACGAGAAGAAAAAGAUUAUGGUCUCCUACGAUGAUGCAAGCUCUUUCGCGGCUAAAGGACAGUACAUUCUCGAUUCCCAUAUUGCCGGAUUCUCGGUCUGGGAUGUCACAGGCGAUCAUCAGAAUAUCCUGAUUGAUUCUGUGCAUAGCGCAACGGGGUUGGGAGACUGGAAUUUGCUGUCGGUCAUAGAGAUCAACCGACUGCAAUAGAGCAUACACGCAAAACAGAUGUGGCGCUCAUCUGCCUCGCGCUCCACAGCUCGUUGUUGCCGGACGUACAGCAUUCAAUUAACCCGAAAACUAGCCCGUAAGCUUGUUCCGUUGAGAAGUUAGUGUGUAUUUGAGAUAAAUGGAUGGAUGCUCAUUCUUCGUGAGCACUGAAGCUUACCCCGGAAGUAGAUCAAAUUUAACCAUCAAACUUCCGUUUACCAUCGAGAUUGCCAAGAGGUCUUUUUAGCGUUGCGGAGGUGAUUCUAGUGACUUAGAUUGACUUGAAAAUGUGUGAGAUUCGCCUUGAUAUACCUGGAGACUUUCCCUGCUCCAGAAUAAGUACGGAUUCACAAUAGAU